AUGUAAUCACCUCAAUUCAGUAUGGAUAGCAAUUAAUGCUAAAAUUCAAAUUAAAAAUCUAAUCAGAAGUCAAACAAAAAGAAAUAAAAUCAAUGCAAUUUAGGAGGAAAUCAAUAAAUAGGUGUUAAUUCAAAAAAGAAGCAAAAAUAUAAAAAUUAGUCAAAUGAAAAGGAACUAAUCCUUUAUGGGAACUAAUUAGUGAUGCCAAAUGAAAAAAUCAAUGAUGUUCAAAUUCCCUUGCAAAAUGAAAAGCAAUAUGAUUCUGUUUAAGAUUUAAUAGCAGAUAUAAAAUCUUAUGGGAGAGAAGCAGGGUUCGCUGUUGUUAUAUUAGAGAAAAAUUAAGCUAAUUUUAGAAAAUUGGUAUGCACUAAAUCAAUAUCAAACACCAAAAUAAAUAACUUACAGAAUCCUGAAAAUAAUCUUGAUCAAGAUAUUAUGAUUUUAGAAGAAGUAAAUUAAAACUUUGAUAAUCAAAUUCAAUCUCCUUGUCCCUUUAAAAUGGCUUUGAAAAAAGAUGAAGUAAGUCAUAAAUGGUUUGUAGAGUCAUUAAAUAACUACCAUAAUCAUAACCUUAAGAAGAAAUUACCUUAAUAUUAUAACUCAAUAUCCAGAAGUAAAAAUUAAUAGUUAUUAGGAAAAAGAUCUAGUCAAGAAGCAACUGAAUAAAAAGAGAAAUAGUCUUAAACUGAAAAUUUAAAGCAUGAAUUUAAGACUAAGGAAUAGUUAACCACCUAUUUAAGCGAGGAAAUAACUUAAUCGAUUGGGAAAUUGUGGUUCUAGCAUGGCUUAAGAAAAAGAGAUGUUUAAAGAGUGCUUAAUUAAUAAAGAUUUGUUGAAAGCUCUCACAUAAAAGAAUUUUUAAAAGGAUUUUAGUCACCAAAAUUUUAAUCUGUGUUAGAACUAAGAGACUACUUGAAAUAGUAACAAGAAGGCUUAAACAAUCUUUGGUUUAAAUAUGACGAUUUCUAGAGUAUCCUUUCAUUCAGCUUAUGCAAUCAGUAUUAUAAAUAAAAAAUGAGUGAUAUAAUUUUCGUUGAUAGUACAUUUGAUAAAGGAUACAACAUUAUACUUGUCAAAGGUUUAGAUUAUUAUGGCCAUCCAAGUAUAUUAUUUAUUUCAAUUACUCCUAAGUAUGAUUAUGGAAACAUUUUAUCUGCUUUUGAGCAUUAUAAAUAAGCAGGUUUCGCUAGGCCAAAACAAGUCAUAGUAGAUUCAUUCAAUGAGAUAUAAGAUGCCUUUGAGAAGAUUGAGAGUUGCCCGGAUUCUUUUUAAAUUUGUCAUAACUACAUAAUAAAGAGUUUUAUUAAAUCUAUAGAACCUUAAUAUUUCAAAGGAGUAAAAGUAUCAAGAUUGAUCAGAGAAUUUAAGAAAUUGAUAAACAAUAGUAUGACUGAAUUCGAGUUUUAACAAAAAUUUAAUUCAAUUUACCAAACUCAUAAAGAUAGAAGCGAUUUAUUUUCUAAUACAGCUAAACUCAUUUAUAAGCAUAGAGGCUAAUUCUUGAAAUGCCUAAUAAAAGAUAAAUUUAACAUGGCUAGUUAGUUCUCUUCAAGUAAUAAUGAUGAUGUCAGUAAAAUAUUAAAAAGGACACCCUUAAGAAAUGAGAGCAUAUUUUAAUUGAAAGGAUUAAGUUGUCCAUGGAUUUAUAUAACUCUCAAUAAAUUCAAGUAACUUUUGGCUAGAUAGAUGAUUGGUGUUCGAAUUAAAAUGAAAAUACAAAUGUAGGGACAAUUAAUUUUGAUAGUGUCGAAAUCUUAUGUCUUGGGUAUCCAUUCCAUAUUAUAAAAAGAAAUUUGGAAUAAAUGA
Messenger RNA from Stylonychia lemnae, 1806 nucleotides. The record is from the annotation of a GenBank genome assembly. NCBI's taxonomy places the organism in Eukaryota, Ciliophora, Spirotrichea, Sporadotrichida, Oxytrichidae.